AUGGGAGUUGUGAGAAAGCUAUUUUUUCUUUUACUAGCAGCCAAUGCUAUCUUUCUUGGCUACGACUACUAUCAAGGUGGAAAAAUUGCCUUGGACCUCGUCAACAAUGCUCGCAACAUGGAUAAAGAGAAGCUUAAUUUUUACAUCAAUGAAGUCAGUUCACCACAGAAGCUCGCUGGUUAUGUGAAUAGCGCGUUUGCUCAACUCAAAAACAUCAACUCACCUAUGGACAUCGUCAACGCCAUUCGCCAAAAGAGCGGUCAUAGCGCUGCACCUCAGUGGGAAGGUAAUGUUCUCGUUCUCACCGAUGCCAACUUUGAUGCUGUUAUGAAUGGUGCUCAUCCACCUGCUCUUAUUGAAUUCUACGCACCCUGGUGUGGACAUUGUAAAAACUUGGCACCUACUUAUGCUGAGCUUGGUGAUGCCUUUGCUUUGCAGAAAGACAAGGUGUUGAUUGCCAAGUUUGACGCAGAUAGUAAUCGUGAAGUAGCCCAACGUUAUGGUAUUCAAGGCUUCCCUACUUUGAAAUGGUUCCCUCAAGGUGUCACAGGUGCUGAUGAGGUGGAGCAGUAUCAAGGUGGUCGUGAUUUAACAUCUUUGGCUAAUUUUGUUCGUGAUAAGAGUGGUGUUGCUCCUCGUAUCCGUGCUCAAAAGUCUGAUGUCAUUACUUUGAACACCAAGAAUUUCCAUGAUAUCGCUUUGGAUCCCAAGAAAAAUGUGUUUGUUGAAUUCUAUGCUUCCUGGUGUGGUCAUUGUAAGAACCUUGCUCCUAUUUGGGAAAAGCUUGGUACUGCUUUCGCCAACGAAGAAAACUGCGUCAUUGCCAAAAUCGAUGCUGAUAAAGAACGUGAUAUUGGCACUGAAUUUGAAAUUCAAGGCUUUCCUACCAUCAAAUUCUUCCCUGCUGGUGAAAGCGAUCCCAUUUCUUACGAAGGUCCUCGUACUGAAGCCGGCUUCAUUGAGUUCUUGAACGAAAAAUGUGGCACUCAGCGUAAAGUCGGGGGCGGUGUUGAGGCUACCGUCGGACGCAUUCGCGAAUUGGAUGAAUUAGCCAUCCGUUUCAUGAAGGACGUCAAGGAACGUGAACAAAUUCAUAGCAAGGCUGUCGACGUGUCCAAGAAAUUGAAUACACGUUAUGCUAAGUAUUAUGCCAAGAUGAUGGAAAAGAUGAUUGAGAAGGGUGACGUCUUUUUAAACACAGAAAAGGCCCGUUUGACCAAGAUUGCCAGUUCCGAUGAUAUUGUACCUAGUAAGCUUGACGAUUUCAAUAUUCGCCAAAAUAUCUUGGCUGUCUUUGACAAGAAGGCUACUCCUGUCGAGAACUAA
Mycotypha africana is the source of this 1326-nucleotide messenger RNA. RefSeq names its product thioredoxin-like protein. Gene Ontology annotation, biological process: protein folding. Gene Ontology annotation, molecular function: protein disulfide isomerase activity. The coding region runs from base 1 to 1326 and encodes 441 amino acids. Gene Ontology annotation, cellular component: endoplasmic reticulum. The record is from RefSeq and is a predicted model, not a curated record. NCBI's taxonomy places the organism in Eukaryota, Fungi, Mucoromycota, Mucoromycetes, Mucorales, Mycotyphaceae. The transcript is spliced from 2 exons.